This is a messenger RNA of Mesorhabditis spiculigera, 462 nucleotides long. The record is from the annotation of a GenBank genome assembly. Lineage: Eukaryota; Metazoa; Nematoda; Chromadorea; Rhabditida; Rhabditidae.
AUGUUCGGCUUCAUCCACGAGAGUGUGCGGCAGCUGAUGCUCCGCAAAUAUGGCGAAGAGUUUUGGCAGAAAGUUUUGGUUCGUGCCGGUUUUGAAAGCGGAAAGGAAAACAUUGUGAACCAUUACUACUCGGAUGCGGACACAUACGUCCUAAUCGACGCCGUCAGCGUUAUUGCAAAAUUAUCUCGCGAACAAGUGUGGGAAACCUAUGGCGCGUUUUUGAUUGAAUACACUAUGGAGAUUGGAUGGGAUGAGCUGAUGCGAGCGAUGAGCCCGAAUUUGAAGGGCUUUCUCGACAACCUGGAUUCGCUUCAUUACUUCAUCGACCACGUCGUCUACAAGGCAAAUUUGCAGGGCCCGUCUUUCAGAUGCGAGGAAAACGCGGACGGAUCGAUUACGUUGCACUACUACACCGGCAGGCCGGGGCUGUACCCGAUUGUCAAAGGUUCGUGCUCAAACCGU